Saccostrea echinata is the source of this 1572-nucleotide messenger RNA. RefSeq names its product tubulin beta chain-like. Gene Ontology annotation, biological process: mitotic cell cycle; microtubule cytoskeleton organization. Gene Ontology annotation, molecular function: GTP binding; structural constituent of cytoskeleton; GTPase activity. NCBI's taxonomy places the organism in Eukaryota, Metazoa, Mollusca, Bivalvia, Ostreida, Ostreidae. The coding region runs from base 108 to 1451 and encodes 447 amino acids. The record is from RefSeq and is a predicted model, not a curated record. The transcript is spliced from 2 exons. Gene Ontology annotation, cellular component: microtubule; cytoplasm.
AUAACUCAAUGUAUUGUGUAUUUUAUUGAUGUAUAUUGAUGUAAGUAAAGCAACCUGUUGCUGGUUUUUCUAGAUUCCCGAGUUUAUUCAAUCAGUCUAAGUCCGCCAUGAGGGAGAUAGUUCACAUACAGGUGGGUCAGUGUGGGAACCAAAUUGGCGCCAAAUUCUGGGAGCUUAUUUCUGAGGAGCAUGGGAUUGACAACAAAUGUGUAUAUGUAGGGGAUUCCCCUAAACAGCUGGAGAGGAUAGAUGUUUAUUAUAACGAGGCUGCCCAUGGGAAAUAUGUCCCUCGAGCCGUGCUGGUGGACCUGGAACCUGGCACCAUGGACGCGGUUCGAAGUGGCCCAAAUGGUACCCUCUUCCGGCCGGAUAAUUUUGUAUUUGGUCAGAAUGGGGCUGGAAACAACUGGGCCAAAGGUCAUUACACGGAGGGAGCGGAAUUGGUUGACCAGAUUAUGGAUAUAAUACGACAAGAAGCGGAAAAUUGCGACUGUUUGCAGGGGUUUCAACUGGCGCACUCUAUCGGCGGGGGGACUGGGUCUGGUCUGGGGACCUUAGUUACGGGGAAAAUUCGAGAAGAAUUCCCUGAUCGAAUUAUGAAUACAUUUUCUGUAGUUCCCUCUCCUAAGGUUUCAGAGGUGGUUGUUGAGCCGUAUAAUGCUGUACUCUCAGUCCACCAGCUCCUUGAAAACACAGACGAGACCUUCUGUAUCGACAACGAGGCUCUCUACGACAUCUGCUUCCGGAAUCUGAAGCUUCCUAACCCGUCCUAUGGUGAUCUCAACCAUCUCGUAUCUCGCACAAUGUCCGGAGUUACGACAUGCUUGCGGUUUCCGGGACAACUAAACGCCGAUCUUAGAAAAUUAGCUGUGAACAUGGUCCCUUUUCCACGUUUACACUUUUUCAUGCCAGGAUUUGCUCCCCUUACUUCACGAAGUUCACAGCAAUUCAGAGCACUCACUGUACCCCAACUGAUCCAGGAAAUAUUUGACGGUCGAAACAUGAUGACCGCCUGCGAUCCCCGCCACGGUCGCUACCUUACAGUGGGGGCCUUCUUCCGGGGCCAGAUGUCCAUGAAGGAGGUCGAGGAGCAAAUGAUGCUCACCCAAAACAAAUUUUCUGGAAAUUUCGUAGAAUGGAUUCCAAAUAAUCUUAAAACUGCAGUGUGUGACAUUCCGCCACGAGACGUCAAAAUGUCCGCCACCUUUAUCGGCAACAGCACUGCCAUACAGGAACUUUUCAAGCGUAUAGGCGAUCAGUUUACGGUAAUGUUCCGGCGUCGAGCGUUUUUGCACUGGUACACGGGAGAAGGAAUGGAUGAAAUGGAGUUUACAGAGGCUGAAUCUAAUAUGGCAGACUUAAUUUCCGAAUACCAGCAAUACGAAAGCAUCGGCGUGGACGACGAUUUUGGUGCGGAAGAACAAGUAGAGGAGGAAGAGGAGGGCGUGUGAACUAGUUUAAUUAAGAAAGGAACCAGUUGUGACUUUUUUUUUAAUUUCAAAUUUUUUGUGCUGUUAGACAAAUCAUUGAAAUGGAUCUUUGAAGAACAUAAUUAUCUUUAACGGACAUGGC